AUAAAUUGUGGCAACCUGUGGUCUAAGGUGGCAACAUACUUGAUUCGGAAACUGUAAACAAGUUCUAUGAUCAUGAAAUUUAAUUGAUAUCAAAUAAAUCAUGACAAAAUUUCUCGGAUUACUAUGGCUCUUAUUUCUUUGUUCUCUAAAUUUUAUUAAAUGCCAGCGUUUUGGUCAGCCUUCCAAAGUUUUAUUUAGAUAUAGAUCCAAUUCAAAUGAAUUGCGCAGCGAUUUUUACCAAAUUUCAGAUCCUGUUCAUGAGAAUAAAGAUUUUACCGAAAAUCGUAUUAAACGGAGUAUUGUAUCAUCUGCUAAACCAUCUUUAAGUACAAAUUUUUCAUCAAUCUUUCAUCUAAAUGAUAGUCAUGAACGACUAUCUGUUCAUUGGGCUGGAAAAGGAAGUGAUGUCCUAAUUUGUUUGGCUAGAAAUAGAAAUCAAGAUGAUCAUUCUAAUUCAAGCGUUUUCUUUUCGUAUGAUUAUGGGAAGACAUUUGUUGAAAAGCAGUCACAAUUCAUGAGGAUAUCUGAUAAUAAACCAGCUAUAAUAUCUAUGUUCUACAUUAGUCCAGUACUUAACAGUCAUUAUAUAUUUACUGACGUCAUUCAUGACUAUAUUUUUUCAACAAGAGAUUAUGGGAAGACAUUUGAGAAGCAUUCUGUCUCAUUUACCCCGGAUCUUAUUACUAUGCAUCCUACCAGGUCUGAAAUUAUUUUAGGAAUGAGUAAAUCUGACCCAUUAAAGCAGUUAUGGUUGUCAGAAGAUUUUGGUUCUUCAUGGAUUGUGAUCCAACUGCAAGUGAAAGCAUUCUAUUGGGGUAUACCAGGCGUUGACCCUCAAAAUACUGUGUUUGUAGAAAGAAUUGAGCCUCGCAAUUAUACAACAUUGUUAUCCUCUUCUGAUUUUUUCAAGACUUGGAAUAAUACUAAGGAACUUAUGACCCACAUAGAAGAUUUUGAAGUGUGGGAGAAGUACCUGUUUGUUGCUCGUAGACAGCAUUUAAUUGGCUCACGACAUCCUGAUGGAGUGUUACAACUUUGGGUAUCUAUCAACAGACAGCCUUUCAAAAUGGCUGAAUUUCCUAGUCAUCUUGAAAGAAAGGAAAUAUAUGUCUACGAUGUCUCAGAUGAUCAAGUAUUUGUUUGUGUAAUGCAUGAUGAUGAAAUGACUACCAAUUUGUACAUAUCGGAUGUGCAACGAAUGAAGUUCUCUUUAUCCUUAGAAAAUAUUCUGUACAUCAGUUUCACAAAGUCUGAAAUUAACCUUGGUGGAAGUGAUGAACGCCUUGCGGAUAUCCACAAAGUUCGUGGACUCAGGGGUGUCUACAUUGCAACUCAACUAAAAAGUAGCGGAAAUAACUCAAACUUGGAAAAUUUAAUAUCUGUCAUUACUUUCGACAAAGGUGGAGAGUGGAAUCUGUUGAAGCCUCCAGUGAGUGAUCGGAAUGGACAGCCAUUAAAUUGCCAAAUGAGUGAUGGUUGCUCCUUGCAUUUGACUCAGAAAUUUAGUCAGCUAUAUCAACGAUUUCGUACUGUGCCCAUUUUAACCAAAGAAUCUGCCGUUGGUUUAAUUGUUGCAUCAGGAGUUGUUGGCAAAUCCUUAAAGGGCCAUCCAAGUAUAUUUGUUUCAUCUGAUGCUGGAAUUACCUGGCGUGAAGUUCUCUAUGGAAGUUAUAUUUACAUGGUUGGAGAUUUUGGUGGAAUCAUAGUUGCUGUUGCAUCAUUCAGUAAUCAGGAAACUGAUGAAGUUCUGUAUUCAACUGAUGAUGGUGAAACUUGGGAAUCAGUUAAAUUUAUACCUAAUGGUGGAAAACCAUUUAGAGUAUAUGGCUUAAUGACUGAACCUGGUGAAAAAACAACUACUUUUACUUUGUUUGGUUCAAAUAAAGAACAUCGUGAAUGGCUGUUGGUUAAAUUAGACCUUCGCCAUGUGUUUAAACAUGAUUGUCAGUCUGAAGAUUAUAAAAUGUGGAGUCCCCAUGCUCCAAACCGCACUUGUUUACUAGGUAAAGAAGAAAUAUAUGAGCGAAGAAUUUCUCAUACAUCAUGCUAUAAUGGACAAGAUUAUGAGCGACCGAUAAAAACUGAAAAUUGUCCAUGUGAUAGAGAAGACUAUGAAUGUGAUUUUGGUUUUAAAGAAGAAUCUGAUGGUCAUUGUGUCCGAGAUAAUGAAAGUGAAGUUGAUCCACAUGCUAUUCCACAAUCAUGUCAAUCAGGUGGUCUUUACAAUUACACUAAAGGGUAUCGAAAAGUACCUGGUGAUACUUGUAAGGGAGGAAAUGAUUUCUUGUAUGAACCAGAAAAAAAGUUCUGUCCUAUUGAAGAUAAUGCAGAGUUUUUACUUGUUGCUGAAUUACAAAAGAUUAGUAGGUUGGAUAUUAAUUCUGUGACACCUCACCUGAUGGAGGUUCCUUUAGAAAGUGUACACAAUGUUGUUGCGCUUGAUUAUCAUUAUGGAAAUCAUUGCAUUUACUGGCAAGAUACUAAUGAAGAAAAAAUAUUUCGGCGUUGUUCUCAUCCUGAUCAAGCAAAUGAAGUUAUUGCUGAAUCUAAUAUGAAAUCUGUUGAAGGAUUAGCUUUAGAUUGGAUCAGCAACAAUAUAUACUUUUCUGAUAGAGAAAGAUCAGCUGUAGAAAUUGUAAAAGCUAAUCCAUCAUCAAGACAACUGAGAAGAACUAUUCUCAAUGGAACCCAUGUUGACAAACCUAGAGGAAUCGCUGUCCAACCUAUUAAAGGAUACUUAUUUUUAGCAGAUUGGAGUGAAACGAGGCCCUCCAUAUCUCGUUCAUAUUUAGAUGGUUCUCAUUAUACUGUGUUAUUUGAUAGUAGCAUAGUCACUUGGCCGAAUGGUGUUGCUGUUGAUCUUGCUGAUGAUUUAAUAUUUUGGACUGAUGCAAAAUUAGAUUACAUUGCUUCUGCUUCAUUAGAUGGUAAAAAUAUGAAAUAUGUUAUUAGAAACAAGGAACAAGUACCUCACCCUUUUGCUGUAGCAGUAUAUAAAGAUUGGAUUUAUUUUGAUGAUUGGACUAAGGAAGCUAUUGUAAUGGCUAGUAAACAUGAUGGCUCUGGAAUAAAUACACUGUCUAGAACAACUCAUAGAGCCAUGGAUAUGAAGAUAUUCGCCCCAUCACUACAAAAAGGCUCAGGGCCUUGUAGUGGUCCAUUUAAUGGUAAUUGUAGUCAUUUUUGUGUUGCCUAUCCUGAUGGCUCUCAUGUUUGUUUAUGUCCAGAAUGGGCAAUCAAAACUAAAUUGAACAAUGGCUCUGAGAUUUGUUCCUGUUCAAAUGGUAGUGCUCUUCUGGCCAAUGGUACAUGCAGUGAAAGUGACUCUUCCGUCCACUGUAAAGCUGAUGAAUUUAAGUGUUCAAACAGCAAGUGUAUUCCAAAAUCAAAAAUGUGUGAUGGUUCAAAUGAUUGUGGAGACUACAGCGAUGAAGGAAAACAAUGUGAUUCAACUUGUGAUGGUGGAAAAUUUAGAUGUAAAAAUGAUCGUUGCAUUCAUUCUACCUUUGUUUGUGACUUUGAUGAUGAUUGUGGAGAUAUGUCAGACGAGCUCAAUUGCAAGUAUCCUGAAUGUAGUGCAAGUCAAUUCCAGUGUGCAAAUGGUCGUUGUAUCAGACGAGAAUAUUUAUGCGAUUUUGAUGAUGAUUGCCAUGAUGGUUCAGACGAAUCCAACUGUACAAGUCCUGAAAGGACAUGUCGUGAAAAUGAAUUUUUAUGUCAAAGUGGUCAACAAUGCUUACCAAUGUCUUGGAGAUGUGAUGGAGAUUCAGAUUGUCAUGAUGGCAGUGAUGAAAAGAACUGUCGAAAUAUGACCUGUGAAUCAUGGCAGUUUAAGUGUGGUAAUGGCCGAUGUAUUUUUAUGUCUUGGCAGUGUGAUACCCAAGAUGAUUGUGGUGACAAUACUGAUGAGAUUAAUUGCACUACAUCAACUGUCAAACCUUCUUCCACUACUCCUAGUAGUGUUACAACUGGGGAGCCUGGUCACUGCUCAACAUGGAUGUUUAGAUGUAAUUCUGGCACUUGCAUUCCUUUCUGGUGGAGAUGUGAUGGUGUCAAUGAUUGUGGUGACAUGUCUGAUGAGAAUAUGUGUGGAGAUAAGACUGAUGAAAGAAAUUCCUCUUCUACUACUGAAGUCACACCUAUCAAUAAAAAUCAAACUAGCUGCGGAGAAAAUAGAUUUAGAUGUAAAUCUGGUACUUGUAUUUGGAGUUCAUGGUUAUGUGAUGCCUUGAUUGAUUGUCCUGGAGGAGAAGACGAAGAGAAUUGCAAAGCUGAUGAAGAGUGUGGACUAGAUUAUUUUAGAUGUGUGCACAGUGCUGGUUGUAUUUCACACAAACUUGUUUGCAAUGGUAAAGAAGAUUGUGGAGAUGGAAGCGAUGAAUGGGGCUGCCAGUUUGGCAAUGAUACUUCGUCACCUUUAUCUUGCUCAUCUCUUCAAUUUCUAUGCUCUACCGGUGAAUGUAUUGGCAUGAAUCAAUUGUGUGAUCAUAAUAAUGAUUGUCCUUUAGGGGAAGAUGAAAAAACUUGCUCAGACACAGCUUAUUCCUUCAAAGUUCGUAAUUUGAUGGUCACAAGAGAUUCAAUCAAUUUACACAGCUUUAAAAUUCAGUGGGAUCCUCCAGUUGGACAACCUCAGCUGGAUUUUGAAUACAAACCUGCUUUUAGGGAGGCAACAGCUUCUGAUUGGCUAAAUAAGACUUGGAUUAAAGAUAACAACUAUAAAUUUGAACAGCUGAAAUCUGGUACAGCUUACGUUGUAACAGUUUACACUCGAUUAAAAUCUCAUCCUGAAGUGGCGUCUCCAACUGAGUUUCUCACCAUUACCACAGAAUGGGAAGCUCCCAUGUACCCACAACAUGUCCAUGUAAACAUUUACCAUGCAAAGCAUGUGCUUGUGACCUGGAUGCAACCAUCUAAUAUGAAUGGUAUCACUGGUUAUCAGAUUUACUUUUCACCUCCAUAUCCUCCGCAUUUUGAAAAAGUACAAGAAUUAGUUUUGUCUCAUGAAAUCAAAUUUGAAUUUGUACCAGGUGUCAACUAUACAUUUUGGAUGACAUCUUUGAAUAGAGAUUUAGAAGGUCCCAAAUCAGAUCCAUUUGUCAUUGAAUUCGCUCAAGAUUCAGUCUUGAGUCCUGUGAGAAAUCUUCACGUUGUAUCUACAACUGCUAGCUCUGCAACUGUUGCCUGGUACCCACCAUCUGAUAGAGGAAAAGGUUAUACUGUAACUUACUGGCCUGAAUAUCUCGAUGAAAACUUUGCCCUUUUUACCCCAUAUGGUAUAACGACCAGGCAAAACACAACUAAAGAAACCAUAACUCUCAAAGAACUUGCCCCUGGUGCAAAGUACAUUUUCAAGAUAUAUGCUUGGAAAGGUGACUUUAAAGGACCAGUCGAGGUGAUAGAUGUAAUAACAAAAGGUGUUCCAUUACCUAAUGUUACGUUGUUGGCUAAAACAUCAGUUACUGAAAAUUCUAUAGAAAUCUUUUGGGAAGCUCCUAAAUAUGUUACACCUGUUGAGUGGUCCUAUGGGAUAUAUGUGUAUUCUUCACUCUCACAUUCUUAUGAAUUGUAUGAUAUAACAACAGACACAAAUACCACAAUAAAGCAUUUAUCUUCUUGUACGAUAUAUGAGUAUGAGGUAAGAGUGGUUCAACCCCUUGGUUUCGGACCUGCUGGAAGUGGCUAUGCUGUAACUAAAUUUGAUAAAUUAGAUCCACCACGGGAUUUAACUGUGGAGCAUACAUCUCUGGAUUUCAUGAAGAUUUCUUGGAAAUCUUCUUGUGCUGUAAUAGAAGAAGAAAUCGGCUAUAAGGUUUUGAUCAAAGAUUUAGCCUUAAAUAAACAACACUGGAUUGGUAUUGCACCCAGAACUGACCAUGAAAUAUCCUUCCAAUAUGCUAUUCACAUGGGUGGUAAUUAUUCAGUUGAAGUUCAAACGAAUUUCAGAAAUUCAAGGCCAGCCAGUCCUGUGCUCUACAUUCCACCAUCUUUACCACGUGUUUUUGAAGUGAAAGCUAUUCGAGAGAAAAAUGGUUCCAUUUUUGUUACCUGGGAAGAAGUAAAUUGGCCUACAGAAUUGAAAGACCACAAAUUUGUCUACUGUAUAUGGUUGAGCAGUUUCAGAGACAUGACUGGUGCAUUUCAGUACAACGUCACAAAACCGCCAUUCUUUCUGGAUUCUUAUCCUUUUGCUUGGGACACUGUAUAUCUUACAAUUAAUGUGGUGGAAGAACAUGGUUAUUCUAGUCCUUUAUCUGAUGUAUUUGAUCUUGGAAGUGAUGAAAGAUAUGCAGCAUCUGUUGUUCUCACUCCAACAAGUCUAGUCGGUGUUGGUGUUGGCAUAUCUAUUGUUUUUAUAGUACUCAUUGGCACAUUAAUAUUCUUUGUUGUGCGCCAUCGUCGAUUGCAAAGAAGCUUUUUGUCUUUUGCAAACAGUCACUAUGAUACUAGAUCUGGUGCUGCUACUUUCUCAACUGGAGAUGACUUAGAUGAAGAGGAGGAAUCUCCAAUGAUCCGUGGUUUUUCUGAUGAUGAACCCUUAGUGAUAGCUUAAGUACUUUGAAGAGUUAAUGUUUUUAACAUUUGAACUUGCCAUGAGAGAAAUUUAAGUCAUUAUUGCUUUUCAUUUAUUUCAGAAUAUUUUUUAAUGUAUCUUGAGAAAUAUUUUAUACUUUUUAGUGCAUUUAUUGUUGUCAGAAAUAGUUAUUUCUCAAAAAUGCUUUGUAAACGGUUACUUUAAAAAUAGCAUUAUACUUUUUUGAUAGACUUUGAGUAUUGAAUUUUUGUUAAACAUUGCACAUUGUAUUGCUAAUUGGAACAUAAUAAUAAUUACUUACAUAUACUUUUAUUGCAUUUUUUAUAAAAAUUGAUAUUUUAUCUUUCUGUCCUUAAAUUCAUCUUUAAUGAGAUAUCAAUUAUUACAGAUUUCUUUAAUUUAUAUUAAUUCAUUCUUUUGACUACAAAAAUAUCUAAAAUUUUUGAAAUCUGAAGAAAGUUCAAUCACCUGAUUUGUUUUUUCUCCCGCUUCCAAUGAACCUUUUUUUUUCCUUGUAAGUUCUUUUUCCUCCCCCCAUAUUUUUCCCUUUACCUAAGAGCCAGGCGUUAGCAGAGCAAAAUAUUUUAUCUUCAUUUUCAAAUUUGUUAUUUUAUAAAUCACUGCUGUUUUAAAAGGAUGUUACACCUUGGGAGAAACUUUUCAUCACAAAUUCUGUUUUAUCUUCAUUGGUGUUUUAAAGUUAAAAGAAAGUGAAUCCAGUCAUACCUAGAGUAAGCCAUGAAGUUUGAAACAUUGAAAAAAUAUUUUCAAAAUACCAAAAUCCAAACAAAUUAUUGGAGAACUUUCCCACAACACAAAUCCUCUCAUAAUUUGUUAACAUUUCAAUAUUUUGAAAAUUUUUCAGUGUUUGAAAUUUCAUUGUUUGUCUGAACCCACUCUUUCUAAACUUAAGUUUUUAAAUGACUUACGGAGUUGAAAGAGAAUUUGCCGUGAAGGAAUUCUUCCAUGGUAUAGCAUCCUUUUAAUAGAGAAAGUUUUUAAUCUCAUAAAGAGAACUGAUAACUUUUUUUUACUCUGCUAUAAUGGUUUUAAUUAUUAUAAAAAUAUUAGAAAACAACAAAACUUAUCUUUAUACAAUUCUCCUUUUUUAAACAUUUUAUUUCUUAACUGAGCAUUUACUCUCAUCAUAAUAAUUUGUUUCUAUUUUAAUCUUCGGAAUCUUAAAGAAUCGGAACUUUCGGCCGUUUUAAAUUUUUUUAUGCAGUUUUCCACUUAAAUUACGAAUUUUAUGUAUUUAAAAUUCACCAAAUAAAGUUCUCUAUAUAAAUGCUGUGAAUUAGGUAUUUGAACUGAUGUAAUUUCAAAAAUUAUUAUUUUUAGAUAUUAUUAAAACGUUUCCUCACACGUUUAAUGCUUUCUUGUAUUUAUAUUUUAUCCAAGUCUGGCUUUGCACAGUUCACUUUUAAGAGCUUGAUAAAUUAAGUAUUUAUAUACUUGUGACUGUAAAUGAUUGUUUAUUAGAUCUACUAGCAUGUAAUACAUAGAAAUGGAUUUAACAUUUAAAGAAUUGAUAUAAGUUUUCACAAAGCUUUUCGAGUACAAUGUCCUGACUAAAUUUACAUUCUUUUGUAAAAGAAACAUAAAACUGUGAUAUUGAUCUAAAAUGUUUCAAGACUUAAUAUUUCUUGCCACCAUUCAAAUCUAUAGUUUCAUUCCAACUUUGUAUAUUAUGUUUGAACACUUUCACUUUAGUUUUUCUGAAAUAUUAACUCAUACUUUAAAUGAAAUCUUACCUAACUCAUUAACAUGUAAGCAGUUAUGAUAAUUGUUGUAAUAUAAAGAGUUUCUAUGGUAUUAUAUAAUUUAUAUGUUGUUUUGUCCGGAUUUAUAUAUACCUAUAUGUAUAUUUGUAUUUUAUUCCAGAGUACACACUCUAAAUUUGUCCCUUUGUUUGUAAGAAUAUGUGUUUUAUAUUUACUAUUUUUGCAUUUACCCUUUAUGUGAUAUUUCCUUUACGGAUUUUGUGAUAUAUGUUAAUCAGUUGAUGUACUACUGAUUUCUGUUGCUUUUCAGUAACUUUUGAAAAUGAGUUUUACCUUCAGAUAUUUAAUGUAUCGUUCCUUAGUAUAAAAAAUAUGUAGGCAAACUCUGCAAUCAUGUUUUCUAUAGAAAAACUGACAAUAUAUUGCUGUAUCACAAUUCGUUACCUGAAAAUGUUUUGAUACGACUUAUUUUAAGACUCAAUAAUUAUAAUAUGAAUCAAUAAUUUUAAUUUUGUUCUUCAAGUGUUCUUUUAUCAUAUGGAAUAACUCUUUUUAGAAAUUUUAUCGCUGUUGUAGGUUCAUAGGAGUUUUUCAUGACCGUUAGGUUAAAUUUUGUCCACCUUUUGAGCAUCUUGUCAUCGUCUACCAUGUUAAUUAUCUAUCAUUUUUUGACAGUUAAGUAGAAACUACAAUGUAUUGCUGGACCACAAUUGGCUGCAUAAAAAUGUCCUGAUAUGAAUUUUUUUAUUAAAAAUAGCAAUAGUUUUAUGUUUGUUAUUCAAGCACUGAAAUGUUCUCUUACAAAUCACUUAAUUUUUUUUUAAUCUAAAAAGUUAAUAUUUUUUGUCAUAUAAUAAUAUAAAAUUACCAAUACAACUAUUGUAGUUUUUAAAAGCAAAAAAAGGAUAUCUUUGAUUGUUUGAUGCAUUUUAUAUUAAUUUUACAAGAAAAUUUUUGUAUAAUUUUUUUUCUUUUAUUUCUGUUUAUUAGCUCUCAAUUAAUCAGAGAAUGUUACCUGUAUGUUGUAACUCUCAUCGUAACAACGUCGAUCUCAUGUAAACAACAUCGUUGUACUGUUCACUUUUAAGAUGAGCCUUUUCGUAGUUUCCAUGCAAUGUCAUUAUUCUUUAUUUAGUUAUAAUUCUAUAAUCAAUAUUUUAAAUGAUUCUGUUUUUAAAAAAACUACAAUAAAAGAAGUUAAACUCUUAAAGAAUAAUAAAAUGCAAUUCCCAAUUAUUAGAAACUUCUAAAACAUUCGAACUGAAUUUGGUUAAAAAUGCAUUAAUCAAAUUCGUAAUUUCUAAAUGUAUAUUUCAUUUGAGUUUUUAUUUUAAUGAAAAAGUUGUAAUAAGAAAUAUUGUUGGUGCAGCAUUGUGAAAUAUUUUUUAAAAUUUGCUUUUAAAAAUUUUUAAUUCAUCACGAAAUCGUUUGAUUAUAACAAAAAAAUACAGAUGGAAUAUCUCAGCUUUUCUCUUAAGAUUAAAACCAACUAAACUUAUAUGUCUUUUUAAGUACAAUUUCAUCGGAUCAUCUUGUAACAAGCUCCAAAAACUCCAAGGCCCUUUUCUCUAAAAGGUGUAUCUAGACACUUUUUGUGUAAAAAAAUGUUCUACAGCAAUUGUUUGCAAGUUAUAAAAGAAAACUUUGUGUCAACAUUAUAAAAGCUACUAAGUAUACAGUUUUUUAAUGUUAAAUAAGCUAAGAGUUGACUCAAACUAUAGUUUAAACUUUUUCCUUCUGGCAGAAGUUCAUGUAAAGUUGUUUUAGCAUUUAGUUUGCUUUUAUGUGUUGCAUUUAAAAAACUUAAAAGAGGCCCUUCCUCUCCAGACGGAACUCAAUUGUCGAAGGGGUGGAGGAAAAAUUCUAAAUAUGCUUUUAAUCCUUUUUAUUUAUUUUUCACAAAUAAACUGAUGAUGGAUAUUUACUCCAUUUGAUAGUAUCUUUCGAUACAUGCAACAUACAAGGUCGCCACCCAAAACUUCCAAGACGGUGAGGGUAGUGGCCUCUUAACUAGUGUAUCUAGUUUAGUAACAUCUUUUAACCAAGAGUCAACAUAGGCAAUUAUUGCGAAACUGUUAUCCUUUUAAUUGCACAUUAGUACCAUUUUUUGUAUUUUUAAACGUUGAAUGAAGUGGUAAAAUUUUUUUAAUAUGUUUUUAAUAAAACGUGAUUUAUUUCCUUUUCAUGAUUUCUUUAUAUUCCAAGAGUGGUGAAAAGUUUAACAGUAUCUUGCCGUCUUUAGUAAUGGAGAUGUGAUCUAUGACAGAAUCUUAAUUUAUUUCUUGUAGAUUAAUUUUAUGAGAUUGUGAAGAACUGAUGGAAUAGAUUUGUAAAUAAAAGUGUUUGUUUCAAUAAAAAUUGUUGUCACAAGAAA
Molecule: messenger RNA, 10633 nt
Organism: Parasteatoda tepidariorum (common house spider)
Lineage: Eukaryota; Metazoa; Arthropoda; Arachnida; Araneae; Theridiidae
Product: sortilin-related receptor
Biological process (GO): post-Golgi vesicle-mediated transport
Cellular component (GO): membrane; Golgi apparatus
Molecular function (GO): protein binding
Source: RefSeq, a predicted model, not a curated record